AUGAACAACAUUACCGGCUGGUCGACUAAAAAAUCAGGGAUAAUUGAGCUGAAUCAUCGCUGUGAGUGAUUUUUAAAAUUCCUUAUUUUUUUUUAUAAACACCGAUGCACAAAAACCACCUUAGAUAAUGAUAAUGCCGUGUUUGCCCUGUAAGCAAUAGAAAGUAUCCCAUUUAGACCAAGAGGGACAGCUCACUCUCUCUGAAUUUAAAAGAAUAUAACUGAAAAUUUCGUGCCACCUUCCUCUUCCGUUCAGACAAAUUGGACCCUGGAAUUUUUAUUUGUUUACCCCUCGGGUCGCAAGGGAUAAGUAAAUAAGUAAGUAAGUAAGUAAAUAAAUAAAUAAAUAAAUAAAUAACGAUUUAGUGGCACUAGCUCAUCCACAAAGUGGUUCUUUGUCCCCCAUUCUGGCUCAAAUUUACCCUGCGCAGCUGGCGGGAUUAACGUGGGAUUGAUAUGUUGUUUUGGUGGCAAUGGCGGAAUAAGGGUGAGAAGCAACAAAACUCAACCUGGCCGGCCACAUAUGAUGUUGCCUGAGGAAUCAAGCACAGGACAGUCAUUAAUGAGAGGGGAGGGUUCUCACCUGAAAUACAGUAGGACCUCUAUAUAACAAAGUCCUCGGUAUAAUUAACAAUUAUUACAUGAGUGUGCGUUGGAUGUGAGAUGGUAGCCGCGAGUGGAAUAAUUGUUCUAUUAAAAACGCCCACAAACAUCGAGAAUUCGUCCCGACUUUAUUUGUAAAAACAACGCAUACAGUUACCAUAUUUGGAGAGCAUGGUAUAAUUAACAAUUGAUGAGUGAGGCUGAGUAUGGAGAUCGAGGAGGGUGUUAUCCGUCGAGACCGUAGGCCGAGGCGGAUAACACCCUCCGAGAUCUCCAUAAUUCUUCAUAUGAUACGAAAGCCGAAUUCAAUAAUUGUUUUAUUUAUUAUUCAUUCAAAAUAAUUCCUAGUUUAAAAACAUGACUAAAACAUGCUUACCUCUAUCGAUGUUAAGUUCAUCCUCGACAGUGCACGUUUAGGGUUGUUCAGCUCAGCAAAUAUUCUCCAAAUAGCAUGCGCAGAUGUCGCCCUUCGAGUUGUCGUCUUGCUGUUCUUGCCAUGUUUUUAGCUAUUUUUUUGCCUAGUUCUUGCUUUUGAAAUGAGUGAAAUGUCUUUCAUUUUGUUUUCACAACCAAAACAACUUAACCUUGUCCCCAGGUCUUCUCGGUUAAAGGUCAAUAGCUGGUUAUUGCGAAUUAUGCGUGUACUUUUAGCCAAUCAGAAUCGGGGAAAUAUUUUGAAUGAUUAAUAAUGAGUCAUAUACCAUGAUGUCUAAGCCAAUCAGAGCACUAGAAUUGCAUUAUCCAAUGAUUCAAUUAGUAAGCGAUACUCUCCACCCCAGAAAUAAUACAGUCAAACCCCGUAAAUCCCGACACUGAAGGGGCCGCACUAAGAAAGAGUCCCUGUUAACGGGGUGACCUUAUUAAUCGGGUUGAAAAUUAAAGGGCUUUCUUUCCCCAGGGACAAAGCGAACUGUCCGUGACAAUGAGAUGUCUGUGUUGAGCGGGUUUCCAGACUGGGGUUUGACUGUGCAAUAAAUAAAAUGAACCUCGAUAAAACAAAACCUCUUUAUAGUGAGGAUAUUUUGCCAGUCCUUUGGGUCUUCGUUCACCUGUUCGUUAUUAUAUAUCGAGAUUCCAAUUUAAACUGUUGUGUGGUUGUUAAAAAGAGAAAACGAGACGCCGUUUAGCUAUUGAAAUCAACCCUUAGUAGCACAGGCCAUAUUGGUGGGAGGUAACAGAAAUGGGGUUCAUCCGAUCAACCGAUCGUUAGAGCGCCUCUAAAGAUGGCGUGACGAAACAAGUCGCAAAGGAGGAAACCAGUGGGAUAAACAAAAUCAACACGUAAAAAAGUCCAAAGCGUUGUGAUGCCCCAUAUAUUGUCACAAAUACACAGGAGGGGAGGGUAAGAGUAAGAAUGUUACCCCCUACGGUUGCACAAAAAAAUGGUAACGAUUUUCAAAUAAUAUUUGCUCGUUUUGUCUUCUUAUCAUCUGAUACAGGUUUACGUUCUAAAGCUCCGCAGAUUUCUUCUCCCGUGGUUUCGGUGACAGCCUACUUCAAUGUCAGUUUAAAGUGCUUAGCAUUUGUUAGGCCAAGCGACUGUGGGGACAAUUCUUUACGGUGGUAUUUUAACAACAACCCAGGGGAAUUAAAAUCUGGUGAAAAGUAUGAAAAACAAGAAAGGAAAACCAACACCAGAUGCAAAACAGAUUUUAUUCUCACCAUUGUUAACGUUACUGAUGCAGACGAAGGAAAGUAUAAAUGUGAGUGGCUCUGCGAGAAUGACGACCCCAGCUUUUCCAGGUCUUCAAUUAUCCAGUUGAAAGUAUAUCCUCCAGAAGAAGGUACUGAUACUCCUGUGAUAUCUAAAGGUCUUGUGUCACGAAAUUUAUCAUUGAAUUCAAAAAGUGAAAAACCCCACCAAAUUGAGUGAAGCAAGAAAAUAACCGCUCAAAACCCCGGGGAGGGGGAUGUACUUAGGAAAAUGUUUGCUGGGUAUAUGCUGCUGGCCUCUCAGAGCCCCUACCCCAUUAUAGUCUACUCUGCGGCCAAUUAUAGACCCCAUCUUAGUCACUUUUGGGCAAAUGUGUAAUUUUCGCGAUCCCAAAUUAGUCGCUUUCUAUUUUUAUGAAUUGACCCAUUAAUUAGAUUGAAUUAAGAGCACUUUACUUUUCAUCUGCAGUACAAACAUUCUGGUACGUUUGCUAACCAUAAAUAUGUCUUACCCCAAAAAAUCCGAAAAUGUGCGACCUCAUUAUAGUCAAUCCAGUCAUGAAAAUGGGACCCCAUCCAGCGGCACAUCCCCAUUAGCCUCUUAUUAGGAAAUACCCCAUACCCCCCCCUCCCCGGUUCAAAACAGUAAUACAGAAAAUGCAAAAGGAGUCAUGUAUGGACAAGCUUGAAGGGUUAAAACUGAUUGCAACUGAGUGUUUCAUUAGAAACGAAGAAUCCAAUCCGAAGAAUAACUCGCAAUUGUAUAACAGUAAUUUGAUCUAAUUUCAUUCGAUCUGAAAUCAAAUUGUACAAAUAUAUUCUAUUCAAUGAGUGUAAUCAAGACAAUAAUUGAUACAUGAAACUAGAAAAAGCGGAAUAAAUGCCGAUAAAAGCUAAACGUUGAUACAAGCGAAAUCGCGUGGUUCUUGAAAGAAACGAAGUCAAUUUAAGUCUGUUUAAAUAUAAAAAUUCCUUGAAUAGGUCUUUUACUAAGUUAACACUGAGGUUUUUGGAAAUUCAAAUAGCCUAAACGUUUUUCAAAAUUCAUUUUUUUGUCUGUAACUUUUCAUAUAAUGUUUGGGAGACAAAUGUGUUUGACAUGAAGCAGUGAUUUUGUCAUUUGCAAGUGAUUUCUUAACUUACGCUGAGUUCCAUUGAGAAUAGGGAUAUAUUUGGCAAAAUUAUCAAAAUGAACCAGCAAACCAUGACGUCACAGCCCAUUUGUUCUAGUGAGAGGGUACUCCCUUUGAAAGCGAAUUGUUUAAAACCAUUUGGGUCUGAACCAGGGAAAGGUUUUGCGCCGUUUGGAUACAGGGUCUGAGAUUAUAUGUUCGUUCAUGAGUUUUUUUAUGUUUUUGUUGUUGCUAUUGUUUUAAAUCAUCCGCCUUCAGGUCUGUGAAUAGGGAAGGAAAAGUCGUACUCUACCGAAACAGGUAGACAGCGAAUUCCAUAAAUACGUGCACUUGAAAUUUCCUUUUAAACGGAUAGGGCGAUUGGAGGGUAAAGUUUACUUCUGUUUUUGAAAUAAUUAUAGAGUAAAUUAUAGCUGAAAUUUCUACUCGUGCGGCUAUUUAUUAGUAGGUGCCAGACAGUAACUCUAUCGCAAUACCCAUCAAGGGGACGGCAACUCGUAACACCCUCCUUUAUCUGCAUGAUCGUUUCACAUGAUACAAUAGUCGAAUCAGAAUCCAGCUUCUGGGUUGAGUAAUCAGUAUUAGGUUCCAGACCUCUUAUAUUUUAGGGCAUGUUUUGCACAUAAGCAGUAGGAUUAAAAGAAUGACUGGCAAAUGGUUCUUUUUGUGUUGCUGUUUAAGACCAGAAUAUUACAAUUUUGUCGACGAGGAUGGCGCUUGUAGAUCGAGUUGGAGAGUAUGUGGACGGUAAAGAAGAUAUUGCAAGUUAUAUCGAAAGAGUGGAAUGUAUUUUGCGGCGAAUUAUGUCAAGGCGGAUUUCAAAGUUGCUAAGUUUCUAGCGUUUAUCGUAGCAGAUGCAUAUCGCGUGCUGGGAAAAUUGUUAGCCACUGAACGUCAAAAAUAUAAGUCUUUUGUGCAAUAGUAUGAAAAGCGGACUGAACGAUUUGGAAACCCAGCUCUAAUUUCAAAGUCACUGAUCAAUAAGUUGCUGGAGAUAUCAGCAGAUCAGGAUGAAAACAAUUUGACAGCUCGCGCAACAUUGUGAGAACAUUUAUGGAGCAGGCUUUAGACCAGCAACUAAUAUGCAGCAGAUUGUUGCAAAGCUACCUCCAAAAAUUGCCGUAAGGUGAACCAGGCAAAAGUUAAAGCUACAGCCCAAAUAAGUUGACCUUAGCGACCUAGAUGAGUGGCUGAAACCGAGAGUCAAGUCAAAGUGAUAGCCUUUGGUUGCUCCAGUAAUAUAGAGAAUCCUGAACAAGAGAAACCCAAGUCAAAUUCAAAUAAAUCGAAGUGGCUCAGGAGAAAGAACAUGCGAAGACUCAUGAAAUGUUUUGUGAGCUAAGAAAACCAUGUACUGACAUUGUAUGAAACCUGCAAGAAUCAACUGUAAGUAAACGAUGGUAAUUAUAAGAGAAGUUGGGUUUGUGCUUUAGAUGCCACAGUAGAGGACAUCGUGGGCUGAGACAUUCCAAUCCUCGCAGGAAGCCACAGGAGAGACGUCAUCACAUGGAGUACCAACUAAUCACACGAGCUGUUGAGGUUCUGAAGACUUGAACCGUUAAGUGUACAACACCCCGAAAGGGUUGCGCUGCAGAUGAUACCCACCACGGUAUCUGGGUCUGGGUCUGGGUCGUCCUUCCUCAAGAGGAGAUCGCUGACAUACUGGGUUUGUACGCACUCUGUGUUGCUGCUUUUGGAGUGAAGUCGAAUGUAGCGGAUAGCAAAACUGUAACUGUCCGCCAGCCUUGAGGGUAUGAAUUGGAGCAACAAGAAGCAAUUAUUUUUUGUGGAAAUUUGUGAAAUGAAAGCAAUUUAUUUGUCCGUCAAUGCAAGAAAUUAGAUCAUAAUCGCGACCUGUAGAUCAUAAAGCCAGUUCCACAUAUGGAAGUUGAUUGAGAAGUGAUUAUUAUGAGGAACUCAUUUUGUCACUUGAAUAUCGCAAAGGACAUCUGGGGAAGCUGGAAGAGUAAAGAAAACCGCUCACAUAGACAAUAGUUGCAAAUGUCUCGGAGGAAGCAAACGAGUGUCAUGAGGCUUGCCAUGUUUACACAUACCAUAUGACCUUUACUCCAGAAAUGAGGGCCGAUGAGCUCUUGGCAAGA
Messenger RNA from Porites lobata, 5490 nucleotides. The record is from the annotation of a GenBank genome assembly. Lineage: Eukaryota; Metazoa; Cnidaria; Anthozoa; Scleractinia; Poritidae.